CCCAUCGCGUUCCGAGUGGCCACGCCCAUCCGCCGCCACCACCACUGCCGUCGUAGUCGUAGUCGUCGUCGUCGCCACCGCCGCGACCGUCAGUGAUUAUAUCGCACGCCACUCGUCAACUCCGAUCCUGCGAUCGCACGCGCACCCCGCCCGUCGUCUGAUACCACCGCAACGACCGUAUCUCGAACGACUGGUUCGCACCAAGUUCUUUUCGCCUAUUUUUGUCGCUUUUCGAACACCCUUGUUCGCCACGUCAAACCGUUUAUCGGGGAUCCUCGCGUCACAAAUACCCGGGGCGUUUUAACAUCAAUCGGUCGUAAAUUGUCGUCUCGUUUCGCAAGCGCUCCCGUCACCGUCUCGUCACGCCGACGCGCGUACCACCGUGUUUUAUGUGUGAAACUCUUGUCAAAUGUGCUGCGUGGUGAUCGGCGCCGCCGGCAUGCAGGAGGACCACAGCAGCAGCAGCAGCAGCGGUGGUAGCGCUGCGGCCGCGGCCGCAGCCGCCGCCGCCGCCGUUUUCCUGCCCGUCUACGACUUCAGCCGCCGAUACCAGGCGGCCCUGGACUCGGCAGCCAUGCACCAGGUGGUCAGCCCGCUGGACCUGAGGGGCGGCUCGUCCGUUCCCAUGAUGGUCGGCUCGCCGCCGUGCAGCGUCGGCUCGGCCGAAACGACGGACGUGAACGUGGACUCGGCGGACGACGAGGACGACUGCUACGACGACAUGACCGCCGGCGCUGCGGCCGCGGCCGACAACAACAACGAUGGUGGCGGCGGCGGUACCGGUGCCGCCGCGGCCGGCAAGACAUCUCCGUCCGGCGCGGCCGGCGACGAAUGCGGUGGCGGUGGUGGUGACAAGGGCUCCGGGGGCAACGGGUCGCCGGUGAAACCGCCGUACAGUUACAUAGCACUCAUCACCAUGGCCAUACUGCAGUCGCCCCACAAGAAACUCACCCUGAGCGGCAUCUGCGAGUUCAUCAUGUCCCGGUUCCCGUACUACCGGGACAAGUUCCCUGCGUGGCAGAACUCGAUCCGGCACAACUUGUCGCUGAACGACUGUUUCAUCAAGAUCCCCCGGGAACCCGGCAACCCGGGAAAGGGCAACUACUGGACGCUGGACCCAAUGGCCGAAGACAUGUUCGACAACGGCAGCUUCUUGCGGCGACGCAAGCGGUACAAGCGCCUGCAGACACCCUCCGACUUCUUCAUUCACCGCGGUGAUCAUCACCCGCACCACCAUCACCAUCCUCACCACAACCAUCACCACUUCGCAGCGGUCGCAGCUGCCUCCGACCCGUACUCGGUCCUGCACCACCACUACCCUUAUCAUCACCUGGGCCCGCCCCCACCGCCACCACCGCUGCCGCCCCAGCAGCAACAGCCGCAGGCCGCGCCACCACUACCACCACCGCCACCAACUUCGUCGUCGUCGGCCGUCGCGCCCGUCGCCAUGCCGAUGCCCCUGCCGGCUGCCGAUCUGGCCCGCAUCACGUUCGGCCUGAACCUGCUGCACAACGGGCAAGUGGCCGCGGCUGCGGCCGCAGCCGCCGCUGCCGCCGCGUUUAAACCGCAACACCAGCAGCCGCCUGUGGUACAGGUGCACCAGCAUAGUCAACCGUUGUACGCGACCACCGUGGUGGCCGGCGGUGGCCGGUUGGCAGUCAAGCAGCCGUCCACCGGGUUCAGCAUCGACUCGAUCAUGGGCAAGAGAACGUCGCCCGCGCCGCCAACCGUCGCCUCACCAACCCGUUCAGGUGGCCGCCACGAGCAGGACGAUGACGUGGACGAUGACGAUGACGAGCACCACCAUCAACACCAUCACCACCACCGGGUCGCAGCCGUCAGGUCGCCGCAGCCAUCGACUAGGCCGAACUUCGAUUCCGCGUUCACGCCGCUCCAGCAGACCACGUGGGCCAGGUGAUGAAGCGCGUCGUCUCCGUGCCGUUCGACGUAAUUUUCCGUCAUCCGUAUCCGGAGCCCAUUGUCUCGCCAGGUCAGCGAAACAAACCGGCGACCGCCAAAGUUUUUAACUAAGACGUAUACAACCAACACACGAGCUUUUCCGAUGCGCAAAGAAACCCGGUGUCGAUUCCUCAUCUAGUCCCAAUUUGUUCGAUAACCCUUUCAGACGUGUAGGCGAAACAAAACUAAACUUUAAAUAAAAAUACUAUUAAAUAUAAUUUUGUCAUAAUAGUAAUAAUAAUUAUAAUAUUAAUA
Messenger RNA from Sipha flava (yellow sugarcane aphid), 2214 nucleotides. Its product is annotated as forkhead box protein D1-like. The transcript has 2 exons. Gene Ontology annotation, biological process: anatomical structure morphogenesis; cell differentiation; regulation of transcription by RNA polymerase II. Gene Ontology annotation, molecular function: DNA-binding transcription factor activity, RNA polymerase II-specific; RNA polymerase II cis-regulatory region sequence-specific DNA binding. NCBI's taxonomy places the organism in Eukaryota, Metazoa, Arthropoda, Insecta, Hemiptera, Aphididae. The record is from RefSeq and is a predicted model, not a curated record. The coding region runs from base 410 to 1918 and encodes 502 amino acids.